Molecule: messenger RNA, 1509 nt
Organism: Lentinula edodes (shiitake mushroom)
Lineage: Eukaryota; Fungi; Basidiomycota; Agaricomycetes; Agaricales; Omphalotaceae
Product: major facilitator superfamily domain-containing protein
Exons: 5
Coding region: 1-1509 (502 amino acids)
Biological process (GO): transmembrane transport
Molecular function (GO): transmembrane transporter activity
Source: RefSeq, a predicted model, not a curated record
AUGUAUGAAGACAGCAAGGAAAGUCUUCAUGAACAGGACAUAGCACCGUCUCCGGUAACUUGGGAUGGUCCAAAUGAUCCUCAGAAUCCUCAGAAUUGGAGUCUACGCCAGAAGUGGAUCAUUACCCUUGUCACUUCAGGAGUAACCAUUAAUGCCACAUUCUCUUCAUCGGCUCCAAGCUCAGCGACCACGAGGAUCAUAGAACAGUUUGCUAUCUCAAGCGAAGUGUCCUAUGUUGUGACGAGUGUCUAUCUGCUAGGAUAUGUGUUCGGUUCGUUUUUCUUCGGUCCUGGGAGCGAAGUGGUUGGGCGUAAACGUAUUCUGGUGAUCACCAUGUGUUGCUACACUCUUUUCAUCCUGGGCCAAAUUUUUGCACCGAACAUUCAAACCCUUAUCGUCACCCGUUUCUUCAGCGGUUUUUUUGCCUCCUCCCCCCUCACCGUCGGCGGCGCCGUUCUGGCUGACCUUUGGGCUGGCAAAGACCGUGGCCUCCCUUCCAGUAUCUUUUCUGGCAGCGUCUUUCUGGGUCCCGCUUUGGGUCCACUCGUAGGUGGAUUCGUUGCGGAAUCAAGCCUCAAAUGGAAUUGGAUCUUUUGGGUCAUGUUCAUCUUUGCUGGAGCGUCAACUCUCGUAAUGAUUGUGCUGCUCCCUGAGACUUGUUCAUUAGUGCUUCUGUCGAGGAAAGCCAAGAGAUUAAGGAAACAGGCAGCGACACCGCAGGUUGCGAAGGCUAUAUUCACAGAGCACGAAAGAAAAGAAACCACAAUCGGCGAAAUGGUCCGCGUGACAUUUUGCAGGCCAUUCCUAAUGCUUGCUGAGGAGCCUAUUUUGGUGCUUGUGACAGUGUACAUGUCUAUCGUAUAUGGUCUUCUUUAUGCUCUGUUCGAGGCAUUCCCAAUCAUCUUCAUGGAACGACACGGACUGAGCUCCAGUCAGAACGGCCUCAUCUUCAUCGGUGUCGGCAUCGGAAGCACAAUUGGUGCAGUCUUAAACUGGCAUCUCACUGAAACGUUAUAUGUACCCCAUUACGCUCGGUGGAAAGGCUUUCCGCCUGCAGAGUACCGUCUUUGGGGUGCUAUGGUCGGGAGCCCAGCGUUAGUGAUUGGCACAUUCUGGCUUGGUUGGACAGGAAACUAUGAGAGUAUAUCGUGGGCGGCUCCGGCUGUAGCAACUGUCUUUCUAGGCUUUGGUAUCUUUUUGAUCUUUACGUCGUUUUUGACCUAUCUUAUCGACACCUACCUCAUGUACUGUGCUUCUGCAUUCGCAGCGAAUACCAUAAUUCGAUCACUCGUCGCUGCUGCCUUUCCACUAUUCACAGUGCAGAUGUUUCAAACUCUGGGCAUCGGAUGGGCAGCCUCGCUUAUAGGUUUUAUUGCGCUCUUGCUGGCACCCAGUCCAUUCCUAUUUUACAAGUAUGGUGCACGAAUUCGGGCCAAGAGCAAAUUUGCUCCUUGUAUCGACCUCAAGAUUGCGAAAGAGCUGGAGAAGUCAAAGUUUUUUGCAAUUUAG